AGAGGAUCCGAAUGCCCGGCAAACGGUCCAUCGACAACGUACAGUCGAUGUUCGGUGCCCGUUGGCACUAUCUAUCCAAGUCGUCCUGAUUAAGUAAAAUCAUUGUCGAUUGUAGUGUUUUUUCCCAUACGCGAAGACCGUGUCGGCACGAAUCAACGUUUUUCGGAAAAGUUAUUAGGAUAAAUUUAAAAAAAUUUUUUUUUGUAUUUCAACCGUUUUCCUUCAAUAAUUAACGAUAUAUACGACGAUUCGAUGGUAAUUUACUUACAAACGAUUUCUAAUUUUAAAUAGAAGUGUCACGAUGGUGCAACCUAAAUCAUAUCAGUGAAUAGAUAAAGACUAGUGUGUGUAUAUAUUAACACUAUACACGGAAACACACGGUCGUUUUUUGUUUAUGCGAGAUUACGACGGAAUUUUCUAGCAUUGGACUGAUAUGGAGGACCAAAAACCGAGAAAGUACUACAAAAAUAAUAUAGCCGCGCUAGGUCUUACCGCGGCAGCGCUGGUUAAAGGCAAUGGGUCCGAAGAGGAUAAAGCAGAGGAUGCGAAAUGGCCGUGUUUAGAUAAUGUAAGCACAAGUUUAACUUUAACGGAAACAGCAUCCACUACUUCUAGAGACGCUUCAUCUAAUGCGUCCAAACAAAAAAGAAAACCUUUUUGUACGAUAGGUAAUUUAUUUUUCAUCCUAACGGCGUUACUUUUAUUCCUUAUUGGUAGUUUUACAAUAAUACACACACCGUUUGAAAUAUUAAUGAAUGAGAGACUGAAAAUGGUAAGGGGCUUACCUGCAUAUGAAUGGUGGAAAAAUCCUCCCGAUGAAGUGUUACUUAGAGUUUAUUUAUUUAACGUGACUAACAGUGAACGUUUUGAAAAUGGUCUUGAUAACAAACUCGAACUGAAUGAAAUCGGUCCAAUUGUUUUCAGAGAAUUAUUGCGACAUAGUGACGUGAGGUUCAAUGAGAAUGGAACCUUGACUUACGUGGCUACAAGAACAACCAAGUUCUUGCCAGAAUUGACCAAUGUAGAUUUAAACGCUCAAUUAGUACUACCCAACUUUGCGGCAUUGGGAAUGGCUUCUUACCUUUAUGACGCUUCAUCGUUUACAAAAUAUGGGUUUCAAUUUAUGAUGAAAAUGUUGGAUACACAAAUGUUCGUUAAAACUACUAUUGAUGAUUGUUUAUGGAACAUGACUGACCCGUUAGUCCAAAAAGCUAAAAGCAUGAUGCCUGGCUUAGUACCUGAAGAAAACAUGGGCAUACUGUACCAAAUCUACAACAAAUUUACAGACGAAGUGACUGUUCACAUGGGGCCAGAAAAUUCAGCAAGAUUUUUCAUGGUUGACAAUUAUAACGGUAGACCAAAUUUUGGAAUUUGGGAAGACCCAAAAUGCGACAGUGUACAAGGUGCAACAGAGGGUGUUACAUACCAUCAGUUUAUAUCAAAAACAGAUACGUUAAAAUAUUUAAGAAAAACUAUGUGUCGAGUGACUCCUUUAAAAUAUCAGACUGAAGUAUCAAAAUCGGGCAUGUCCGUGUACAAGUUCGUUUUACCGAACAACGUGUAUGCCCACCCACAACUGGAUCCAACCUUAGAAGACUGUUUCAGCAAUCCUAAAUCAUUUCCGUUACCUUCGGGUCUUACGGAUGUCUCCCCUUGCUACUAUGAUUUCCCUAUAGCCGCUUCUUUCCCUCAUUUUCUCAACGGUGAUCCAUCACUGCGAGAAAAUAUUUCUGGUCUCUAUCCUUCUGAAGAAAAACAUAGCUCUUUUUUGAUCGUCGAACCACUGACAGGAGUGCCGUUUGAAAGUAGAGCCAGGAGCCAAAGCAAUCUAGUCGUACGUCCUAUCAGUGGAUUCUCUAAAAUUGAUAAAUUUAGUAAUAUGGUCAUACCAAUGUUUUGGGCCGAAUAUAAUCAAGUGGGUUUACCUUGGUACAUUACUAGUCUCAUGUAUUUCACAGUAAUUAUAUUACCAUAUACGCAAACCGUUGGAAGCAUCUCUAUGAUGAUUGUCGGAAUUGCGAUGAUUGGCAAAAUGAUACUUGACUUGGCGUUUGGUUUCAAAAAACCGUUGUACUCUUAUAGUUCUUUAGAUCUCUUGCCGUCGAUUUAAUGUAAUUUUAAAGUGAACAACAUUAUUUUAUAAACAAUUUUUAAUAUUGAAUAAAUUAUUUAUUACUUGUUA
This is a messenger RNA of Daktulosphaira vitifoliae (grape phylloxera), 2182 nucleotides long. Its product is annotated as scavenger receptor class B member 1-like. The transcript is spliced from 11 exons. The record is from RefSeq and is a predicted model, not a curated record. Gene Ontology annotation, molecular function: scavenger receptor activity. The coding region runs from base 434 to 2110 and encodes 558 amino acids. Gene Ontology annotation, cellular component: membrane; cytoplasm. NCBI's taxonomy places the organism in Eukaryota, Metazoa, Arthropoda, Insecta, Hemiptera, Phylloxeridae.